GGUCCAGCAAGUCGUCCCUUGCUGUCUUCGUUGUACAGAGUUCCUUGAGCAGCAGUCCGCCUGCAGGGGAGGCCCCAGAGUCUAGGGCAUGUUGGCAGUUCUGAAGCAGGGACUGGAGAGAUCUCCCUUUGAGGUAGCCUGCCAUGGAGGCCACCCAAUGCAUUGCUGGUGUCCGGGCCACUCAAGACUGCUGCACCAUGAGUCAAGCAACUUUCAGCGGGCGGUCUUCAUCCUUCCCAAAACACACAUAUUUAAAGACACCGCCACUUUUUAAUCAUGCCGCUGGGAGCGGAGGCCAGCUGAUCUUUCGGACAGCGUCGCGCCCCUGCAUUCGGGCCACAAAAGCUGAAGCCUUGGGGGUAGAUUCACAAGCGUCGACAGCGUCAGGACCACCUAGCGUGCCUGUCAGCCUGCCCAUUGAUACAGGGCAAGUCCCAGCAACAGACGAGAGUGUGACCGAUAUUUUCCGUCCGUCACGCCGAAGACGGGCCUCCAGCCCUGUCAAGAUUCCAAAGCCGCUGAUCUUUUCGGGGAGGAAGCCGAUCGACCCUACUCUGCCCCCACUGCCCCGGGGGGCACGGCAGCAGAGGGGUCCGGUGCGGCGGCCGAUCGAGAACAGCAAGCAGAGGAAGGAGCGCCUGCGGCACGCGUUCGGGGUAGCCAAAAAGGUUGAUGACAGCCAGAACAGCGCGCACGCGCAGCGCCUGCUGGAUGAGGUCAGCGAAGCGGAGGGGGGGGAAGGGGUGGCGGCCGCACUGGAGUACUGGUCCAAGUGCCUGGGGGCGUCCCGGCAUGACCUCGCGUUUUUAAUAGGGACACUGCGGCAGAAGCGGCAUUGGGGCCGCACAGUCCAGGUCAUCGAGUGGAUGCUGACAAGCGAGCAGUUCCCAUGUUCCGACAACGAGCACAACCUGCUGAUUGACGCAUACAGCAAGUCAGGGAACGUGCAGGCGGCCAUGGAGGCGUUUGACGAGCGGCCACAGCGGGGGUUCAAGCUGCACACGAGGUCGUUCAACAUCCUGCUCAACUGCUUCGGCCAGCAUGGCAUGGUGCAGGAAGCGGAGGACCUCUGGCAGCGGAUGGCGGAGAGCAAAGUUGUUCCUGACAUGGUCACGUACAACACCAUGCUCGACCUCUACUGCCGGCAGCGGCUGGUGGAAAAGGCCGAGGCGCACCUCGCACGGCUCCGCGCACACGGCCAGCCUAGCGUGAUCACGUACACGUGCCUUAUCGGCAUGUAUUCUAGCAUCGGCGACCAGGCCGGCGCAGAAGCGCUCCUCCGCGAGGCCGAAGAAAGUGGCACGGCCAUGGACGCCAGCAUAUAUACGACCUUGCUGACCGCUUAUGCGCGGCUGGGCUUGGUCCCGGAGGCGCAGCGCAUGCUGGAGCGCAUGGAGAGCCGCGGCCUGGAGCUGGACCUGCUGGCCUACAACGGGCUGCUGAACGCGUAUGUUAAGGCGCACGAGUAUACGCGUGCGGAUAUUCUGCUGUUCACGGAGAUGAAGCGGAAGGGCAUCCGGCCGAACAGGGCGAGCUACCACACGCUGCUGUCGGGGUACGCCAAGGCGGGGCUGUACAAGCAGGCGGAGCAGGUGCUGACGUACAUGGAGAUGGCGGGGAUCAAGGCGGAGCUGUACACGUACACCAUUCUGAUCCAGGCGUACGCCAACAGCAAGCAGCCCGGGCGCGCCAUGGCCAUCUACGCGCGCCUCAAGGACAACAACAUCGAGCCGGACCAGGCCGUGUUCCAGAUGAUGCUGGACGCGUUCAGCAAGGCGGGGCUGGUCGAGUUCGCGGAGCGCGUGGUGCACGCGAUGCGCAGCCACGGGUACGAGGCGAACGCAUACACCAUGGUGGAGCUCAUCCACCUCUACUGCAGGGCAAGGGACGUGCCCCGUGCGGAGAUCGCAUUUCAGGCUAUGCGCAGCAAGGGGCUGCUCAAAGGCCCUUUUAUUUCGGACGCGUACAACGGGCUCAUCAACGCUUACGCCAAGAUGGGCAUGGCGGCCAAGGCAAUGGACGCCUUUCGGGAGCUACUUCGGCACGCAGAGCGAUUCGGUGGGCGGAUCAACAACUCUGUGUGCGCCUCACUAAAAUUUGCUAUAUUGGACCACCCCGAGUUCAACGGGGAGGCUGACGAGUUGAUAAAGCAGGCCAAGAAGUGGAAUAUGCUAGCGGAAGCUCAAGGCCCGGGGCACCGGGACGGUAGGGACGGGUUCAAUGUGCAGUCACCGAAAUUGCCCCGGGCGAGGGAAACGAUUUUUGGGGUUUCAUCGAGGUCGCCACCUCAUGUGUAUAGGAGACGAGACAGCGUCGCGGAAGAAAGAAAACACGCACUAUAAUUCAAAGUCUGUCGUUUGUUAGGAAUUCAUGACUGUGGUCAUUGCAAGCUGCUUACUGUACAUGAUUGCGGGGCCAAUUAUAGUCGGGCUGCAUGCCUUGGGGAUUUAGUAUACCAGCGCCUUUACUCAUGCCGCAUCGAUUAAGUGCCUAGAUUUACAGGAAAGGAAGAAAAUGCAGAAGGCCAUGGUUCAGAUAAUGAACUGACUCAUCAAGGCGUCCUGCACUGAGGUUUGCAUACUAC
Klebsormidium nitens is the source of this 2584-nucleotide messenger RNA. The record is from the annotation of a GenBank genome assembly. Lineage: Eukaryota; Viridiplantae; Streptophyta; Klebsormidiophyceae; Klebsormidiales; Klebsormidiaceae.